GAAGCAACGCGCGGCCCGCGUUCCGGCGAGUAGAGGACAGCGACCGGCACGGCGCGGGCAGUCCCCAAUCCAAACCCGCCGGUUUCCCACCCUUCCUUGCCCCCUGCCUGGUGUGUCGUGAGCAGAUCAGCAGAGCAUCUCCCUCCUACUCCCUCGCCCUCUCCGGCUCUCCCCUCCCUCUCGCGGCAGAUCCCGAGGCGGCUCGGCUCGCAUUUCCAGCUCGCUGCCCCCGCCCCGACGACACGCGAUCCCAAGGCCGAGGUCAACUCGAAUCCACCACACCACCACUCCCGCGCCCGCCUUAAACGCAGCCGCGUGCGUCGUCCACCACGACGCAGUCGCAGCCGCAGCCGGAGCAGCAGCAGCAGCAGAUCCACCACCGACGCGCGCGGCGCGCGCGCAGGCGCGGAGCCCUGGAUCCCGUGGAGCAGGAGGCGGUCAAGCCGUCGCCCACGCCCCCCGGGCGCAUCCGCUACCGCACGCCCUCCUCCCCGGACCUCCUCCUCCCCACCGACGCCAAGAUGCGCCCGCGCUACUCCGCGCUGCCCAACGGCCGCCAGGACACGCUCGCCGACCGACUACACCGCUACCGCGGCGUCCUGCUCGUCCUCCUCGCCCCGCUCGCCCUCGUCUCCCUCGUGCUCCUCCUCAUGCCGCGCUCGCCCGCAUCCUCAACCGCCGCCGCAUCCUCCAGGAGGUCGGGGCCCUUGGACGCCGCCGCCGGUGCUAAGAGGUACGCCGUCAUCUUCGACGCCGGGAGCUCCGGCAGCCGCGUCCACGUCUUCUGCUUCGACGCCAACCUGGAUCUGGUCAACAUUGGCAGCGAGAUCGAGCUCUUCGUCCAGAAAAAACCGGGACUUAGCGCCUACGCCAGUGACCCGCGGGAGGCUGCCGAGUCGCUCGUCUCUCUCCUUGAUGAAGCCAAGCGAGUGGUACCUGCGGAAUUGCGCGACCAAACUCCCGUCAGAGUCGGGGCCACCGCAGGGCUGAGGAAUCUGGGAGCGCAGAAGUCUGAGGAGAUCUUGCAAGCGGUUAGGGAUCUUCUUCGUGAUAAGAGUUCGUUCAAAAACCAAGCAGAUUGGGUUACGGUUCUUGAUGGGUCGCAGGAAGGGGCGUACGAGUGGGUCACUAUCAAUUAUCUGUUGGGAAAUUUGGGAAAGACUUAUGCAGACACAGUUGGAGUGGUCGAUCUUGGUGGUGGAUCUGUCCAAAUGGCAUAUGCUAUUGCAGAGAAGGAUGCAGAAAAGGCUCCUAAACCAUCUGAUGGGGAAGACUCAUAUGUGAAGAAACUCUUCCUUAAAGGAACCACAUAUUAUCUUUAUGUUCACAGCUAUUUGCACUAUGGGUUGCUGGCUGCUAGAGCAGAGGUCUUAAAAGCUGGCAAUGGCAAUGGUUACAGCAACUGUAUGUUAGAAGGAUAUCAAGGGCAAUACAAAUAUGGUGAUGAAACAUUUGAAGCCUCGGCUUCACCUUCUGGUGCAAGUUAUUCAAAAUGCAAGGAUGAUGCAGUGAAAGCUCUUAAAGUGGAUGAAGCAUGCACCCACAUGAAAUGUUCUUUUGGUGGCAUUUGGAAUGGUGGUGGUGGUGCUGGACAGAAGAAUCUCUUUGUAGCAUCGUUUUUCUUUGACAGGGCUGCUGAGGCUGGAUUUGUAAACCCCAAGGCAGCUGUGGCUAAGGUUAAACCCUCAGACUUUGAACAAGCUGCCAAGCGUGCUUGUAAGUUGAGCGUGAAGGAUGCCGAAGCUGCAUACCCUGGUGUACAAAAGGAUAACCUUCCAUAUAUCUGCUUGGAUCUUGUUUACCAGUACACACUGCUUGUGGAUGGAUUUGGCGUUGAUGCAGACCAUGAGAUGACCUUGGUAAAGAAGGUCCCUUACAACGGCGCAUAUGUAGAAGCAGCGUGGCCUCUAGGCAGUGCCAUUGAGGUUGCAUCUUCAUAGGCAGAAAACAGUUUAGCAGGGAACACCAGAAGGUGUUGACAUCAUGAAAUUUUGGGUCGAGAGGUUUCCGUAUACGAUUGGUGUUGCGGCUUGCUGAAGUCACCAUUUUGUCAUUCAAUUCAUUCGGCCUCCUAUAUUAUAGCUUUAUACACAAGGCACUGUUGUACUUGGUCCAUUGUAAGCCCUAUUUUUUUUGUACUUAUGCAAGUAAGAUGAGAGCCUCUAUCAUUCUUUUUGACCUCUACAAAGAACACAAGGAUGUGCAUAAGCACAUCAUUCGCUCACUGGAAAUGCACAGAUGUAUCAUCCAUUGACUGAAGAUAUGACUUCGUCAGUAGUUAAGAAUGGAUCCAGAGGCUUUGCCCUUUUGUAACUGAAAGACUGGCUUCAUGCGGCCGUGGCUGUGGCUGUGGUUGUGCCUGAGAGAACUAAACCAGGGUAUAUUGUGUUCGUCGUCU
Panicum hallii is the source of this 2398-nucleotide messenger RNA. Its product is annotated as probable apyrase 2. The record is from RefSeq and is a predicted model, not a curated record. Gene Ontology annotation, molecular function: nucleoside diphosphate phosphatase activity. Lineage: Eukaryota; Viridiplantae; Streptophyta; Magnoliopsida; Poales; Poaceae. The transcript has 9 exons. Bases 522 to 1940 code for a protein of 472 amino acids. Gene Ontology annotation, biological process: nucleoside diphosphate catabolic process. Gene Ontology annotation, cellular component: membrane.